UUGAUUUGGGAUAUAAGUAUCCUCCGACAACUCCGCAUCGAAAUCACUUUUCUUUUAAAUGAUCAAAAUGAUUUCCACGUCUAACAUUCUCUGCAGUCCGGACUUUGAUACCGGUACUUCUUUCUACCAUUCGACGCGUUGAUUACCUUGUAGGUACUUCACUUAUUUCAUUUAUGGCUCAUUAUCUUAGAAUUGGACAAGGGGAAGGAUUGACGCGACUACAAGUACCACCAGGCAUCGACCACCUUAACAUCACUUCUUACACACAUCACUUCUUACACACAUCACUUCAUACAAUGAUACAUCUCUCGAUCUUCCAUUGAUUCACUUACAUCACGGGCGGUUUAUGCGCAGGUGCGAGAUGUGGAUGUUGAGCUUGUGACCUAAAAUUGUUGGCUUCAGAACUUCGCGAGAGCUACGUGGAAGAUCACGACUUUACACUACAUUCCCGAAAGCAGAAGGUAAGACAUCAUUUUAAAUCUUUCCCUUGGUCUGCCAGCCUAUCUCACUUACAUGGCGUAAUCUCCCCGGUGGAAGUUGCAUGACCAUCCCUCCCCUUGUCAAUAGGCAUGUAUGGCUCCUAUUAGAUCUUGGGGGAUCAAGAAACCGGCCUACUCUGGUUCGGGGGACCAUCCUUAUUGUUCAAGGGCUAGUUGCCAUGUAUGAAGCGGUUAUUCAAAGAAAGCGACGGAUGCGAAGUCAAUCUGGACAGUUGGACGCCUGGGAUGCAUUCAACCCAGGUGGAGCGUAAGGAGCUUACCGAGUACUGUUUAAGUCUAGGACUGCAAACUGCAGUUCUAGUCUCUCGCUUUUGGUGAGAUUAUCUCUGCGAUGCUGGCUUUUGUCUCCGGGAGGUAAUCGCGAGUGAUCACCCUUGAUCUUGUGAUGGCUUCGGCUCUUCACAGUGAAUGGGGCCCCAGAAUAUUCUUGCUCGAAAUGUUGGGUCUCUGGUCAGACAUCGAUGUCUUACUCAGCGGUCCAUCCCACUGACAGCUGUCAUAUAGAGUAUGAAACAGUCACUUUACACUGCGCUACAACAUGUCCGAAGAAAACAAGGUAAGACACCAUUUUUAUAAUGUCUCUCCCUCGGUCUGUCAGCCUUUCAUACAUACUUGACGUAAUAUCCCAAAUGGUCGUACCAUUACCAUUCCUCCUCCUUGAUUCUUUGGGCAUGUACGACUCCUAACUAGAUUAUUGGGAUCAUUAAACCAGCCUACUUUGGUUUGGGGGAGUCGUCCUCAAUAUCUUCAAGGAGCAGUUGUCUUGUAUGACACAGUCGUUCAAAAAAGGAGUGACAGAACGGUUAUUUUAGUCUAGUAUGGCAGUUGGACGUUCGGGAUGAUAUUUUACCCGGGCGGAGCGUUAGGAGCUUGCCGAGUACUGUUACCCUUAUUGUUGUACGGCAUUCCUAGCAAUAGGUCACUUUGGAGAAUUCAGCUUGUACGGCAUUCCUAGGCUAAAUUUUUCUUGACUUCUUGUGUGAUGCUAGACCAUUGGUCAGACAUUAGUGUCUUACUCAGCGUUUAACCCCGCUGACAGCUGUCUUUUAUAGAGGGCCAAGACCCACUACUCCCGAUACCCCAAGCGCCGCCAGGCCAUGGGGCCUCAAGAAGUAGCCGCCCUCGUAGCAGACGCGGAGCCUCCCCUCCCUCAGACAAUAAUCAACAAUCACCAUCACCACUUUCACUUGACAGUUCACAACGGUGAUGGUUUCACUGAGGAAGAGAGGGAUCUCCUUCGAUUUGUAAGUGAUCAUACCCCAUUCAAUUGUCAAUAUUCAAAUCCAACUGAACCUUCGAACCCAUCUGCAUGCCCGUAAUCAACUGAAUGUCAACUUCGAUUUGGUGAUUCACACCCAUUUGAUUCUCUAAAUUCUUCUGAUUGUUUGAAAAUAUUUAGCUGUUCCCAAGCUAAUCGUACAUUCAGCGAAACGACAUGCGUGAAGCUGAGAACUUCCGUUUUUCAAGCCUCCAAAUGCAGGAAUUAAGUCGUGUAAGCUAGCUGUAACAACCUCCUAUUCACUGUUCAAGUAUUGAUCGUAUAAUCAGCGCAUUACGGAGCUGGAGCGAUUUUCACUCCAACAGAACGAGCGGUGGCGCCUUUAGGCGAUUUAUGGCCUUCUCCUUUUCUGCGCCCUCUUCGGUGCUUGUGCUGGGUUUUCGUUUUUUCCGGUUUUAGGCCGUGAAACCUCUCUUGUCCCUAGCGUUAUCCGAACAUACAGUGUCUGAGCUUCGAUCAAUGUUACGGGUACUCUUUCUUUAAAUUGGGCGGGGAUUGGAUGGACGGAUGGAUUCGGCUGGAUUUGGGUUGGGGCUUUCAGAACGGUCCAAAUUGGAUUCUGUCCAUUUUCACUUACGCCGAGAUUCCCUCUCCUCUAGACAUUAAUUAACAACCAUCCCCACUUUCAUUUGACGAUUCUCGGUGGUGGUGAUCCCAAAGAGGAGAGGGGUCUCCAACAAUUUGUAAGUUAUCAAACCCUGUUCAAUUAGUAACAUUCAAAUCCUUCUAAGUGUUCAUCUAUUUGAUAGCUCAAAUACAUUUAAUCGUCCAUCCUACUGCUUGAAAUUCUAUCGUUGUUCCAAAGCUAAUCGUAUAUUCAAUUCAGCAAAACGACCUCCGGCAAGCGGAGAACGCUCGGCUGCUUUCGGGCCUACAGUUACAGGACCUGACAAAGGUAGGUUCAUCACAGAAUCCUCUAAUAAAUUUUUUCAAAUAUUGAUCGUAGAAUCAGCAGAUAGAGGAGCUGGAGCGCUCGCUCCAGACCCCUGAGAAUGGCGCCUCCGGGCAAUUUAUGCCCUCCUUUUUUACCUGCUCUUCGGAGCAUUUGCUGGGGCGUUUUUUCUUCGGCUUUAGGUCAUGAGAGUUCUCUCAUUAAUAAUACAAUUCAACUAUAUGGUAUUUGAGCUUCGAUCAAUGUCCUUCGUAAGUCAUCUCAACCCCAAUAUCAAUCUUUCAAAUCCUGAUUAUAUAUAUCUUCAGGAAUAUAACACGGAGCACCUCAAAUAUCUAGCUUUUGAACUUCCACGAAGAGGAAAUGAUGAUAGUGGGGCUUGAGGAAGAUGGCAAAUGUCACAUUUAUCGCGUUUUAUAAACCCAAAGGGAAUGGGUGCAGCUCUAUAGUCAAUGGUUCACCAAAAAUGGGAAAUAUUUCGUGCAUCAAUUAUUGACCAAAAAUUUGAAAGACUGAGAUUUUAAGUAUGACUAGAAUUGAGUUGAAGGCAGGAUAUUUCAACAGACUUAAUUUAAUCACUGUACAUCACAAGUGCAAGUCACCAGUCUAGAUAACCUUUUCAACAUUUUUACAUUAAUUGAAAUUAUACCCU
Sclerotinia trifoliorum is the source of this 3323-nucleotide messenger RNA. Lineage: Eukaryota; Fungi; Ascomycota; Leotiomycetes; Helotiales; Sclerotiniaceae. The record is from the annotation of a GenBank genome assembly.